AUGGAGACCACACCGAAGACAACCAAAUCAAAACCUGUGUACGGCACACCCUGCUAUUCAAAAUCAAGCCCAUGUGAAUCCAGUAGUGUGCAAAAGCCAAAACAGCAGAUGAGUUCUUCUCUGAAGGAACGACUGAAAAGAUCAAAACGUUCCUUCACCUCUCCUGUUUCCGUGGCCAAACGUCUUAACAUCGAUGAUGACCAACUACCCUCAACAGCAGACAAAGAGUCCGAGCAUGGUGCCAAAACAGACAGACAGAAGAAUAUUGACAUCAACAGAAAUGAGAGAACGCCCAGUGAAUGUCCAGAGACUAGAAGGGCUGGGGUCCCUGGCCCCAUGCCUGAAUCAGCUCAACCCACUCCUAUAGACUUGCUACAACUACGAGACCAAUUGAAGAGAGAGGUUAAAGAAGGGACCGAGAGACUACGGCGACUGAAGAUGGUUAAAAUGUACAGAAGCAAGAAUGACCUGACACAGUUGAGAGUUUUGAUUGACAAGUGGCGGAGUUGUAGUCAGGCUGCAUUGUAUGAGCUCCAGUCAGAUCUCCCCAUAGAUGGCAGGAAAGCCAGCAUCUCCCAACUAAUUGACCUCUUUGGUGUAGAGGACAGCAUACUGCACUUUGACCGCACAGAAGAGGACUUCACCAAUGCAUAGACCCACAUGCCUUCUGUUCAUAUCGUCACAAAUAAUAUUAAUUGUUGAUCUCAAAUUUCCUGCCUUCGUUGAAUAAUCUAGAUUCAAUCUUAUGUACUGGAUGUUUUUCAACCUAAAUUUACUAUGAUCCACAAGUAAUUAGAGUGAAAAAAUAACAUUAAUUUGCCACUUCAUCAGUUUAAUUUCAUACUGUUACCUACCAUAGUAAUUUAUUUUAUUAGAGUUCUAUAUUUAAAGAUGAAAAUCAGUUUGUGAUGUUUUGUUAAAAAAAUGUAAAUAAAGUGUUUCCUAAAUCUUGUCAGUUAUGUUUUAGCUGAGCGAGAGCGGGGAAGGACUUCAUCCUCAUGCGUUCCACCUCUGCCCUGAGGGUAGCCACCUCCUCAGCCUGGGUCCUGGCUAGAUCCACCAGCUUCUUCCUCUGGAUGAUCUCCUGGUACCUCUCCUCUGCAUCACUCUCAUGGUUCUCCUCCAUGGCUGAGCAGAGCAGCAAAUGGCAUCACAGUUCAUUAGAUGAUUCAGUGGAAGUGUUAUAGGAAAUGAGGCAUCAAGGGGCCAGUUAGGGGUUAAAAACAACAAUGCAAUGGAACAAUAUCCACCACAUGUACACAGUGAUACCUAUAAAACUCCUGAUAACAUCACAGUUGAAGUAAUGAUGUACCUAAAAUUGUGUAAACCUAUACUGCAAUGAAAUGUGUAAUUAUUGCAGUACCUAUGGCUUCACAGAUGUGCCUCCUCUCAGCCACAGUCACUUGCAUGUUGGUCAGCUGCUCAUCCAGAGCAGAAUUCUUCGCUGCCUUCAUUGCUGCCUGUCUGUUCAGCUGCUUGAUCAACUUCUUACAGGUCAGCACAUUCUUUUGGAGGCUGCUGAGGGGAGGACGGCUCAUAAUAUUGUCUGGAAUGGAAUGGCAUCCAACACAUGGAAACUCACUCCGCUCCAGCCAUUACCACAAACACCAACCUCCUGUGAACUCAACCAUUGUAAAUCCCUUCCCCAUGAGAAAGAUACUCAGCAAAUAGAGCAUGAAUCAGAGGAGGCUGGUAGGAGGAGGUAUAGGAGGAUAUGCUCAUUGUAAAGGCUGGAUUACAAUGAGCCCGUCCUCCUAUAGCUCCUCCCGCCAGCCUCCACUGGCAUUAAUAUAAUAAUAUUAAUAUAACGACAUCUCACCUUGUAGACCCUGUUUUUUUCUAGCUUGAGGCUGAGUUCUCGCUCUCUAUUGAGAACCUCCUCCUCUAUCAGAAUGGAGUGAACUAGAUUUGUAAUCUUCAGCUCUUCCUACAAAAGAACAUAGCAAGAAAACAACAAUGGCACAUGGAAUGUACUGUAUAUUUCUAAUUAAAUCUUGAUCUGUG
Molecule: messenger RNA, 2004 nt
Organism: Salvelinus fontinalis (brook trout)
Lineage: Eukaryota; Metazoa; Chordata; Actinopteri; Salmoniformes; Salmonidae
Gene: sfr1
Product: SWI5-dependent homologous recombination repair protein 1
Exons: 4
Coding region: 1-654 (217 amino acids)
Biological process (GO): positive regulation of DNA-templated transcription; double-strand break repair via homologous recombination
Cellular component (GO): Swi5-Sfr1 complex
Source: RefSeq, a predicted model, not a curated record